AUGAACGAACGCACUAUCAUUCAGAUUUGCAAUUUUUUCACAUCCGAAGCAUGGUGGAAGCCUGUUUGUGGAUUUUUAGCUACUAAUUGCAUGCAAUUCGAAAGUCCUGAAAAUACAGUUGAACAAUACAAUUUAUUCAAUCAAUUCCAGAGCUUAGUGCAAGAUCUCUUUGAUUCUUUUCUAUGCAAGACAGUAAAUAUGCGACCAAGCGCCCUUGAACAACUCAUGUUACAAGGUUAUGAUGGAAAUAUCUACCAACUACGUGUGCUAAUCUUUCGCAUACAAGAGCUUCUUAACUUUGAGAAGUUCAAAUUAGAAAUGCAAGCAACUCAAAGGCGAAUCGAUGAAGAAGUAACAAAUACGAUGAUGAUGUUGAGAGAACAGUCAGCGGAUGAUGACGCUCAAAACAAUGCCGUCGAUAUGUUAGAGAAAAGUGAACAGAUAUCUUUGCAAAAACAGACCGAGUUUUGCUGCAACAGAACAAAAGACGAAUUGCGAUUAAACGAACUUCAUGACAACCUUCAAAAAUCAAUGGGUGGUCCCAAGACAAAUCCAUUGGCAAGUACGUCGCCAGUUAACUCCACUUUUAAUACGUUAGGAAGUUUAGGACCUUUGUCUUCACCAACAGGCUCCAUGGUGAAUAAAGGCCCUCCUGUAACUACAUUUAAUCCUCAGUACGAUGCUGUUAGAAAAUCAAAUCCUGGUAAACCUCUUAUUAUGAGACCAGGAUUGACAAAAGUUAAGUCAUCAAAGCUUGCUUCUCUUCAUUAA
Molecule: messenger RNA, 771 nt
Organism: Trichomonas vaginalis G3
Lineage: Eukaryota; Parabasalia; Trichomonadida; Trichomonadidae
Product: phosphodiesterase HL family
Exons: 1
Coding region: 1-771 (256 amino acids)
Cellular component (GO): axoneme; ciliary base
Source: RefSeq, a predicted model, not a curated record